This is a messenger RNA of Rangifer tarandus platyrhynchus (Svalbard reindeer), 450 nucleotides long. The record is from the annotation of a GenBank genome assembly. NCBI's taxonomy places the organism in Eukaryota, Metazoa, Chordata, Mammalia, Artiodactyla, Cervidae.
AUGGACUUGGGGAAGAGGGAGGUGGCCAGUCUGGGGCAGGCAGGACAGAGUAACAGCUGCAGAGAGGGUGUGCUGCAGCUCACGAGGUCACCGAGAGUCAGCUACGACUUAGCGACAGCCACCCACUCCCCAUGGGACCUGUCCCCGCGGAGCAGGCUCAGGCGCUCCAGGGCAGUCUCAGGAGCAGACGGCUGCGGGUCAGGAGCAAGGCUGCGAGGCGGUCCACCGUCUGCAUGUCACUCGACAGAGCCGCUUCCCUCCUGUGGCCGCCUGGGCGUCCUCCAGGAGCGGCCUGUCCAAGCUCCUCUCUCGCCACCAUCUCCACAGUCAGUAGCGACCUUCUCCCUGGUUUCCUCUCCAAACCCCAAGUUCCCGCACCCAGGGUUCCACACCGGUCAGCGCGUGUCUCAGGCUUGGGUACACGGGCUGUGGCUCAGACCCUCUGCGUAG